CGCUUUAUUGUGACGCGGCGGGAUUCCGCGAAAUUGUUUCUUGGAGUUGAGCGAGCGAGGGAGCGAGAGACAGAGAGAAAGAGAGAGAGAGAAAGAAAAACUGCCGCUGCGUUUGCAGGAAAAACAGAGCCAAGUUGACGCAUGUGAGCGCGUGAGUGUGUGAGUGAAGCAGCAGCAGCCGCCGAUUAAAAGAAAAAUCACCACAAGUUCAACGAGACUUUUAUUGAAUCACACGAAGGAAAAUAAGAGAAAAGAGAAGAAGAAGAAGAAGAAACUGCGAUCUUUUCCUGACGGAGGCGGUUUAUCUAUCCGCCCUUGUUCAACCUCACCGAGAAAAACGCAGUCUUUUGCGGAACAGUCACGUGCGGACGGUUAACCACAUGUUUCCCGAGAGAACUACGCUUUGAUCUGUUACUUUUUCAUUUAUUUUUAUAUAUUUUUUAAAUUGUUAUUGUUGGAAUUGUUUCUCUGGUGACCGGUGAGUGAUGUCGGAGGCGGAUGUGUCGCUCCCCGCAGACCGUGUCCCGGCUCGACCUCCGCUGCUGGGCCACGCAGCAGCAGCAGCUGUGGAGGACGCGCCGCUCAAAGAAAACCAGGAGAACCGGACUCUGCUCAUGGUGGCUAUGAUUUUACUGGACUUGAACAAAUGCAGCCCCGGUGCCGGGAGAUGUGACACCGGCGGGCCGCUGGAGAAGAAGACGGAGCAGCAGCAACCGCAGCGCCGGCUCAACGGCCCGGUUUCUGCCAAACAGUCCCGGAACAAGGCAGCGGCGGCGGCGGCGGUGACCGCGGUGAGGAGGCAGGAGUCCCCGGAGAAGAGACACUGCUGCCCGUUCAGCGGCUGCGGGAAGAUGUACGGCAAAUCCUCGCACCUGAAAGCUCACCUCCGGGUCCACACCGGUGAGCGUCCCUUCGAGUGCACCUGGCAAGACUGCGGCAAGAAGUUCUCGCGCUCCGACGAGCUGACGCGCCACUACCGCACGCACACGGGCGAGAAGCGCUUCAACUGUCCGAUGUGCGACAAGUGCUUCAUGCGGAGCGACCACCUGACCAAACACGCCCGGCGACACGCCGGCUUCCAUCCCAGCAUGCUUCUGGGCGCCAGUGCAGCCAAGAGACGCCGCUGCUCCGUGUCCAUGUCCUCUGACUCUGGGGACCAAAGUCCUGCAGGAGUGUGAGACACACACACACACACACACUGUACAUACAUUAGGUACAUGUAGAAGAUACAGAGACAAACACGGACACGCCCACAUGUGUGGCGUGCGUUUGCGUGUGUAAUCCCUUCAUCCGGCCAGACCACUAUUCAUAGUCGAGUCAAGUCUUUCUGUCACGCGUGUGAUGACUGUGAUGAGAUUAUGAACCUAACUUGAGCUUCCUCAAUCCACGUUUCAUUCAUUCUUUACAUAUUCAACUGACAAUAUGCUGGAUUUUUUUCUGGUAAUCUGAAAACGACAGAGACAGUAGAGAGCCAAGAGUGUUUGGUGGAAGCCAUUUUGAACUCCUCAGGGUUAACUACUGAAACAACUGCUAAAAAAACUGUGUUUUUUAAUCAAUAUCGGAAACUUUAAUCCCUAAUGUUACCAAGUUACUCCUUAGCAGCAAUUGAAGUCGUAAGUAAAAGGAGCUGGCUUAUAUUUUAGUGACGCUCGUUCAUAGUCAGGUAAGAAUCUAAAAUCGGGAAAAUGCUACAGUUUUAAUCUCACUCAAAAAAGAUUUGAACCCGUUGAGAUUUUAUUUUCUCAAUUGUUUAUGAAAAGAAAGAACGACACAUGGAUUUUAUUUUCCUUGAAGUGACUGGUAUUUAUUAAGGAUUUUCAGGGUGAAUCACACAAGUGUCGUCAUUCUGUCAUUUGUAAUUAUUUGAUGUCUCGUGUUUUU
Molecule: messenger RNA, 1881 nt
Organism: Solea senegalensis (Senegalese sole)
Lineage: Eukaryota; Metazoa; Chordata; Actinopteri; Pleuronectiformes; Soleidae
Gene: klf9
Product: Kruppel-like factor 9
Exons: 2
Coding region: 486-1178 (230 amino acids)
Biological process (GO): regulation of transcription by RNA polymerase II
Molecular function (GO): DNA-binding transcription factor activity, RNA polymerase II-specific; RNA polymerase II cis-regulatory region sequence-specific DNA binding
Source: RefSeq, a predicted model, not a curated record